Molecule: messenger RNA, 2031 nt
Organism: Coffea eugenioides
Lineage: Eukaryota; Viridiplantae; Streptophyta; Magnoliopsida; Gentianales; Rubiaceae
Product: probable receptor-like protein kinase At1g11050
Exons: 9
Coding region: 1-2031 (676 amino acids)
Biological process (GO): protein phosphorylation
Molecular function (GO): protein kinase activity; ATP binding
Source: RefSeq, a predicted model, not a curated record
AUGGGUAGCUUCGAACAGAUGUAUCUUGCAUUUGUACGCAAGAUUUAUGCGAAAGGAGAAAGCCCCAACCUCGUUAAGAACGGGGAAUGGAGACGCAGCUGCUCAUCAAAACAUGUAAGAGAAGAGUGCAAUAAGUGGACAAAAGCAGCAGAAGCAGCAGCAAAAUGCAAAAUAAAGGGCAGCAGCAGCAGCCAGCAGCAAGGCUACGUGGGAAACUUGAAAAGGAAGUCCUUAGAAACCAUUGUCGCCAAGCAGAAUAUGCUGAAAUCAACAUUUGAUUCAGCCAAGGCGCUCUCCAUCCUACUCGUUUUCGGUGUCUACUUUCUUCAGACUGCUUCAUCGCCCCCGCCAGGAGAUGCAGCUUGUGGACUGAACUUCACUUCCAUUCCUUAUGAACCAAGUGGUGAAUGCAUCAGUGGCAUCCAUGAAAAGGCUAGCGACUGGGAUGGCGUUCCCUCGUCAAUUUGCUGUAGGAAUGCCCUUAAUACGUUGACACGAGCACUAGCCAGGCAGGCAACUACUGGGGAUGGAAAUAUUUUUAUCGAUGGAGAAAGAUGGAAAAACUGUAACGAUCCCUUUCACCAGCAGCAAUCUGUUUCUGUUCAAGCAUGUGGAUUCGACGAUCUCUUCUAUGGAAGCAGUCAAUGCUCCAGCCUUAAAUUGUCAUCUAUUACACAAAAUUCGAGUUUUCAAGCUGCCUUCCAUCAGUGUGCUUCAUUCAAUCCUUCAUUCGAUAAUAUCUGCGGCAAUUGCACAAAUGCAUUAAUAACUGCAACAAAUCAGUUCCUGGAUCAGCUAUAUGCACGAGACAAUAAUACCGAAAAAGUCAUCUGCGGAGUUGCUCUGAUCGUAGCAGUUGUAGCAGGAGAAAUAGACAAUGAAUCUCAAAUUAAAGAUUUCUACCGGUGUUUGCCUGCUUUGAUAGAAUCAGGCCGCUACAUUAAAAUAAAAUCUUCUCUCGCAAGAGCACUUCUGGCUGUCCUUUUGGCUACCACUGGGCUGAUCCUGAUCAUUACUCUGAUAAAGUAUGUAACCAAGAGCAAGAGGCAAGAGAAAAAACGUGUUCGGGCCAGAGAUAUUGUUGCAUGGUCAGCCCUCUACAGCUUCUCUAAAGCCGAGAUUGAGAAUGCCAUGAACUAUGGCAAUGAAAAAGAGUGCCUUGGACGUGGGAGUGCUGGGGUGGUUUACAAGGGAAUUCUACCGAGUGGACAAGUGGUGGCGAUUAAGCACGUACAUAAGAGUAACACCUCAGACUCUUUCACUAGGGAAAUUGAAGGCCUUUCAAGAGUUCGACAUCCGAACCUAGUUUGCCUAUUUGGUUGUUGCAUGGAAGAUGGUGAGCAGUACUUAGUCUAUGAAUACUGUUCAGCUGGGAAUCUUGCUCAGCAUCUCCUAAAGAAAGAAACUGUCCUACAGUGGGAAAGGAGAGUUAAGAUCCUCCGGGACUGUGCCCUUGCACUCAGAUAUCUCCAUCAUUAUGUAGACGGAUGCAUCGUUCACAGAGAUAUUAAGCUUACGAACAUUCUUUUAACUGAGAAUAUGGAACCAAAGCUCUCCGAUUUUGGGCUGGCAAGAGUUCUGGGAAUGGAGGAGAGCAAAGUAUUUACAGAUGUUCGGGGAACUCUAGGCUAUAUGGACCCUGAAUACAUGAGUAAUGCCAAAUUGACUUGUGCUAGUGACAUCUAUAGUUUCGGCAUUGUUGCUCUGCAAGUUCUCUCAGGACAGAAAGUAAUUGAGCUGGAUCUAGAUGCCAGAGACCAGUUAACUAGAAAGGCAAAGGAUGUCAGCAUGGGAAAACGUCCACUGAAAGAUAUUGAAGACCCAACCCUGGAGGGUAACCUGAAUGCUGUUGAUUUUGAAUCCAUACUGCAAAUUGCAGUACUAUGCGUUGCAAAAUCAAGCGAUGGCCGCCCAUCGAUAGAUAUUGUAUUCGAGGAAUUGGACAAGGCAUGGAAAAACACAAUGGCGGACAGGAGGGCUAAAAGUUUUGUAACACAACGAUCAAGGUCAGUAGAGGUACUGCCACUUUGA